Prorocentrum cordatum is the source of this 1737-nucleotide messenger RNA. The record is from the annotation of a GenBank genome assembly. Lineage: Eukaryota; Dinophyceae; Prorocentrales; Prorocentraceae.
CCAUUUUGGCUCAAGCGGCCCCUCGGUUGCCCGCCGCUGGCGCUGUCGAGCCAGCCUCUUCCCAGGAGUGCGGCCAUGGCGCUGGUCGCGGGCCCCAGUGGGAACAACGGCGAGGAUUUUCUCCUGGGCCUGAAGAGCAGCGACGCCAGGGUGGUCUGCAAGACGCUGGCGACCAUCGCCGACCUGGGCGAGGGCGGCGCGGCAUCCCUGGGGUACGCCCCAGAUGUGGCCGCGCUGACGAAGCACGCGGACGAGAUGGUGGCGCUGGCGGCCGCAGAGGCCAUCGGGCAGAUGGGCAUCGCUGGCUUGCAGCACAUGGACUCCCUUGUGAAGCUGAUGGCAAGCAGCAGCUCUAAGAGGAAGACCUUCGCUGUUGGCGCUCUGGGCAUGCUUGGCGAAGCAGCGAGCUCGCACAUCGGCUCCGUCGCGGCGCUGCUGGAGGACCCCAACCCCAACCUGCGCGCCAGCUGCUGCGUGGCGCUAGGCAGCAUGAAGGCAUCUGCCGAGGUGGAGAAGGUGGCGCGGUGUCUGUCGGACAGCCACCCCGCCGUGGUCCGUGGCGCCAUCACUUCCCUGGCUUUGCUGGACAGCGGGGAGCUUGCGAAGCAGGUGGCGGAGAAACUCACGGACACCAGCAAGGACGUGAGAAUCGCGGCGAUCCUGUACUUCAGCAAGUUCGAGGACGCCGUGCCCCAGCACCGCGGCGCCAUCUGCGAUGCCCUCAAGGACAAGGAUGCCAACGUACGCGCCGCUGCUGUGUCCUUGUUCAGCACGCUCAAGGAGAAGGCUGCGCCGCUGGUGCCGAGCGUGGCCAGACUGCUGGCGGAUCCGGAGCCUGGCGCCAGGGCCGCCGCGGCGCUGGCCCUCGGUGCCAUCGGCGCCCCCGCCAAGGAGAGAGCCGCGGACAUCGCAAGCCUGCUGCCGGACGUCUCUGAGGAUCAGGGACAGCGGGCGUACUGCGUGGCGGGGAUAGAGAGCAGACAACCCGCGGUGAUGUUGCUGCCGGCAUGCGCCGCGGCGUCUGCCUUGGCGUCUCUGAAGGCCGAGACUUACGCCGGUGAGAUCAGCAAGCUGCUGGGCAGCGAGAAGCCCGACGUCAAGAUCGCCGCCGCCGCUGCACUUGGUGAACUCGGGACCGGGCCCGUGGACGAGGUGGCGGCGCUGCUUGACGAGCCCAGCGCGCCCGUGAAGGCAGCGGCCGCCGCGGCUUGUGGGAAGCUGACGGCGUCCUCGCCAGAGGCUGACGUGGCCGCCAGGGUGUCCGCGCUGCUUUCGGAAGUGAGCCCGAACGUCCGCGCGGCGGCGCUGGGGGCGCUGAGGCUCAUGGGCGAGGAGGGCGCUGCCUUUACUGACACGUUCAAGAGCAUGUUCACUGACAGGUCCACCCUCGUAAGGGCGGCGGCCAUCAAGGCCUUCGGCGGUGUGGGUCUCAAGGGCCAGUGCUACGCGCCGGACAUCUGUCGCUGCAUAUACGACGAGGACGCGGACAUCCGCGCGGCCGCGCUGGAGACGCUGGCGGAGCUGGGCGAGCGGGGAGCGGCGUUCGCAGACGAGGUGGCGGAACUCGUGCAGGACCCAGACCCGAAGGUCCGCAUCGCCGCCAUGGAGGCGCUGGGCAGGAUGGGGGACCACGCCUCGCCGUUCCUGGGCGCGGUGGAGGCCGCGCGCGACGACCCGUCCGAGCUCCCAGCAGUGCGAGGUGCCGCGGCGAAGGUGCUCACCGCCUCGCUGGAGUGA